CGUAAUUUCAACAUGAGUAAGAGAAAGGCAUUCGAAAGAAAGGAAUUUUUACAAGCGAUCCUGGUCAUCGAUUCCCACAACGAUGAUUUUCAACCGUUUACGAGCACAAAACCAUUGGCAUUGCUUCCAAUAGCAAACGUACCAUUGAUUGAGUAUUCGCUUGAAGUCCUCAAUCGUAAUGGAGUCCAUGAAGUGAUCGUGUUCUGCAGCAACCAUAUCGAUCAGGUGAAACGCUACUUAUACCAGCGCCAGGACGCUCGUUGCACGUGGUCGCUUAGCAUGAAGGUUUUGAUUGUUAGUUCGGAAUCGUGUAACAGUCUCGGGGAGGUAUUGCGCGACCUGUACGCUCGGAACACGAUACGUGGUAAUGUGUUACUGCUCGGGGUGGACAGCGUAACAAAUGCGGACCUCAGCGCCCUGCUUGCCGAACACAAACGGCUCUUGAAGUUGGAUCGCGGUGCCAUUAUGACGGUGGUGUAUAAGGAAGGCUUGCAAGGGAUGCGCACCGGUAAUGAGGUGAUGGUAGCGAUGGAACCAGCAACACGCCGGCUACUGCACCACCAGCGCCUAGCGCACCGGGAGAAGGAACGGAAGUUCGAGGUCCCUUUGGAAGUAUUUCUCGACAAUCGCAAUGUGAUCGUGUGUCAUGGUUUGCUUGAUCCGCAGAUUGCCGUGUGCAGUCCUGCCGCACUAUCACUGUUUUCGGACAACUUUGACUUCCUAUCAAGGGAUGAUUUUGUUCACAGUGUGCUGAAUAACGAGGACAUUCUAAAUAGCCGGAUCUACGUGGCUAAAUUAGCCAGGGAAGAGUAUGCGAUGCGCGUUAACAACUGGCAGAGCUAUCAUCUGGUCAGUUUGGAUGUGAUCAAUCGAUGGCUCUACCCGAUGGUACCGGACAUGACCAUCAACGAGUUCCGACAGCAGUACAAACUGUCUCGUAACAAUGUUUAUCGUCAUCGGAACGUUCGUUUGGGCAAGUCGUGCGAGCUCGAUGGUGAUCUGGUGAUGGGCGAAGCCAGUGAAAUCCAGGAAGGUACGUAUCUACGGCAAUCGGUUAUUGGACGUGGUUGCCGGAUCGGACAGAAUUGCCGGAUCGUGAAUAGUUUCUUGAUGGAGGGAGCUAUUGUAGGGGAUGGCACCGUGCUAAGUCACUGUGUGUUGGGUUCGGACGUAAAGGUCGGUGACGGGUGUACUAUCAAUCCGGGUACGGUGUUGGGUGAAGGUGUGGAAAUACCGGAUCAAAUGAACGUGCCUGGAUCGCUCCUGCUGCAAGCCAAUGAAUCUUACUACAACGAGUAUAGCACUCAAGCACAGAAGAUAUCCGAUCGGGCAUACAUUUUGCCAAUGAUGGAAGCAAAUGAUAGUGAUUCGGACGAAGAGAAGGAUAAAAUAACAGAGCGGGCAUUUCAUCAACCGAUCGCGAUUUCACAGCUUCCGCAACGCUAUCCAGCCUCCGUGUACGAACCGUCGGAUGAUGAAGAUGAUACCAGUGGGCUAGCGUGUCCAGUGUCCGAUGAUGACGACAUUUUCCUGUCCGAGAUAAUGGAAUCGCUCCAACGUGGACUCUCUGGCUGUACCAAUCCUGAGUAUAUGAUACUGGAGAUAAAUUCAUCCCGAUACGCCUACAAUAUGACGCUGGAAGAGGUUACCUAUUACGUAGUAAAGACAAUACUACAGAUCAUGCUACAACAGGAUGGUGUCGCAACGAACAUGAUCGGUACGUUCAACCGACUGUUCGCAUACUUCGGUGGCGUCUUCCGGAACUACAUUCGCGACCAUGUGGCUAUGAUGAACUGUCUGAAGGCGUUUGAGGACAUGUGCCCGGUGAGUGAGACGGUGCGGAUGAACAUAGUUCAACUGGUGCACUAUCUGUACCAGAAGAAUAUUCUUGAUGAGGGUGUAAUUAUCGACUGGUACGUAGGGUUGGAGGAUACAGCGAUCAAAACCAGGCUUUCGAAGUUAGUAAAUUGGUUAAAGGAAUGUACUGUAGAGUACUGUUGA
Molecule: messenger RNA, 2001 nt
Organism: Anopheles maculipalpis
Lineage: Eukaryota; Metazoa; Arthropoda; Insecta; Diptera; Culicidae
Product: translation initiation factor eIF-2B subunit epsilon-like
Exons: 2
Coding region: 13-2001 (662 amino acids)
Biological process (GO): biosynthetic process
Cellular component (GO): eukaryotic translation initiation factor 2B complex
Molecular function (GO): guanyl-nucleotide exchange factor activity; translation initiation factor activity; translation initiation factor binding
Source: RefSeq, a predicted model, not a curated record